Galendromus occidentalis (western predatory mite) is the source of this 2505-nucleotide messenger RNA. Its product is annotated as ubiquitin carboxyl-terminal hydrolase 20-like. Gene Ontology annotation, molecular function: cysteine-type deubiquitinase activity; zinc ion binding. The transcript is spliced from 9 exons. NCBI's taxonomy places the organism in Eukaryota, Metazoa, Arthropoda, Arachnida, Mesostigmata, Phytoseiidae. Gene Ontology annotation, biological process: protein deubiquitination. Bases 1 to 2505 code for a protein of 834 amino acids. The record is from RefSeq and is a predicted model, not a curated record.
AUGACGAGGUCGUCGUGCUCCCACGUCAUAACUAUGGGCGAUUGGUCUCACGAAGAGAUUUGCAAUCGGAGCAUAGCCUACAGUUGUGAAGCGUGUGGGGAGAGAGAGGCCGGGCUCUGGUGUUGCCUCUACAGAGAAUGUGGAUACGUCGGUUGCGGAGAAAAGAAGGCCGAUCAUUCCGCAAAACACUUCACCAAAAAUCAGGAGCAUUCGCUUAUGAUCAACUUGAAAACAUUCAGAACCUGGUGUCAUACAUGCGAAUGCGAAGUGUUUCUGGAGAACAACGUGCCGCCCCUCAGAAGAGCCCCUCCGAACGUCGCUCACAGCGCGGGUGUUGCAGACGAACGACCCCUCGGGCUUGCAGGUCUUCAAAAUCUAGGGAACACGUGCUACAUGAACGCGGCGCUACAAGCUCUCUCCAAUUGCACUCAGUUGACUGAGUACUUCUUAAAUACACCAAAUCUCCCUUUGAGAAAUAAUGGACGGGGAGCCAAUCUGGCCAUGAGUUACAGUAAAAUGAUCCUCCAGAUGUGGCACGAAAAGCGGCCUCCCUGUGUCGUGCCCUCGGGAGUCGCGUACGGGAUCAAUUCCGUGUGUCCGGUGUUCCGCGGCCCGACUCAGCAAGACGCACAAGAGUUCCUUCGGUGUUUCCUUGAUCAGCUCCAUGACGAGCUCAAAAAUGAGUUUUUCCCGAAAAAAGAGCAGGACGAAGACGAAGAAGGCGCGGAGGAACAUCAUCGAGCCAAUGAAGAGGAAGAAGACGAAGACAAGGAAGAUCUUUACGAGACGUGUGAUUCCGGAUUGAGCUCGGAGAAGAGCGAAGCCUCUGAGAAGACCGCCGAUAACCAUCGGUCGCUCGAAACAUCUCUCGGGAGCUUCCUCAUCGGAGAACUAAAAAAAGUCAUCUCGAGCCCGGUACCCAGAGGAGAUCUAAAGCGACCGACUCCAUCAUACCGUUCAAUAAUUUCCGAUGUGUUCGACGGCCGGAUGCUGUCAUCCGUGCAAUGUUUCACGUGUGAGACUGUCUCGUCGACGGAAGAAGUUUUCCAAGAUCUUUCGUUACCCAUCCCGUCGAGAUACCACCUGAACCGUCUACAUCACGGUCCGUCCGACGCCGAUCUCACUUCGAGUUCAACGAGUCUAAAUUCGUUGGCGAGUUCCCAAGGUCAGCAGGGCUGGAUGGAUUGGCUUUUGAGAUGGCUUUACUCUUGGGUGUGGGGUCCGUCGGUCUCGCUGACAGACUGUCUUGCCGCCUUCUUCUCGGCCGAUGAGCUCGAAGGCGACAAUAUGUACUCUUGUGGAAAAUGCAAUAAGCUACGGAAUGGAGUCAAAUACUCGAAGCCGAUGGAACUGCCCGAAGUGCUGUGUAUUCAUCUCAAACGCUUCCGGCACGAGCUGAUGUUUUCGACCAAAAUUUCGAGUUAUGUCCAGUUUCCGCUCGAAGGAUUAGACAUGACACCUUUCACCCAUCCUCAUGCGAGAGACAAAGUCACCACCUACGAGCUAACUGCCGUCAUUUGCCACCACGGUACUGCAGGCAUGGGGCACUAUAUCUGUUACGCCAUGAAUGACUGUGAUGGUCAAUGGUACGAGUACGAUGACGUUUACGUGACGCAGGUCGAGGCUUCCACGGUGGCUAACUGUGAGGCCUACGUUCUCUUCUACCGAAAAUAUUCCGAGGAGAUGCUGAAGCGACGAUUGCACACAGCAGAUCUAGUCGAUCGCAGUCAAUGUGAACAUGGAGGCGGCCCCUCAUUUUACAUUUCUCGACGAUGGGUCAAUCGCUUCAAUACGUUUGCCGAACCCGGUCCGAUUGACAACGAAGACUUCGUUUGUUGUCACGGCAAAUUGGAUCCGUUGAUGGCGAAUCGCGUCACUCAAGAGGAUUUCUUACUAUUCAGUCAGUCGGUCUGGGAGUAUCUUCGUGAGACCUUCAGAGGCGGCCCCGCGCUGACAAGCAUCGAACCGUGUGCAGCUUGCCUGGGAAAACGUCGCGCGUUCAUCGGUAAAAAACUCGCUGAAAUCGCGGCAGGGGACGUUCCGUUGAUAUCAGGUAAAUUUGCGCCUCGUGAGAUGCGAUUCGAGCAGCAGCAAUUCUUGCAGAAUCCUGUUCAUCAGCAGCCGUCAGCCCAACAAGCGCGGCAACAGGAUCAAGAUAAAAAAAAUCAGAAGUCUCAGCCGGCAAAUCAUCGACCGGCCGAUCAUCAAAAUGAGAAUACUAAUUGUUCACAAGAACCGCGAAUCAAACCUCGGGCCGAAGGAGAGAAUGAAGAAGAGGAAACCAUGAAGGAUGACGAUGAGGUUCUCACCCUCGAGAGUCCAGCCAUUCAAACCGAUGACCAUCUUUUCGAUAAAGUGGCGUCUGACCGAGUUGCCAAAUUGACGAUGACCGUCAUCGAUGAUAACAAUGAUAUCGACACGGAGACCGAUUCAGCAUUCUGCAGUCCACUCAAUAGUGUGACCAGUCAAAGUAUAGUGAAGGAGAUUAUUUCCGGAGUGAAAUAA